Molecule: messenger RNA, 939 nt
Organism: Colletotrichum tamarilloi
Lineage: Eukaryota; Fungi; Ascomycota; Sordariomycetes; Glomerellales; Glomerellaceae
Exons: 1
Coding region: 1-939 (312 amino acids)
Cellular component (GO): Golgi membrane
Molecular function (GO): hexosyltransferase activity
Source: RefSeq, a predicted model, not a curated record
AUGAAGAUCUUUAGCGAUGCCCCCUUUGACGGACGCUUCGUGGUAUCAAAUCCUGGGCCACAGUGGAUGGAGGUUGUGGCCAACGAGAACCGCACCUUUGGAGACAUGAUUGUGCUGGAUACUAUUGCCGAGGACGACAUCACUGCCAACACCAUCAAGACGCUCGAGUUCUACAAGUGGCUCGUUAAUCACAACGUCCAGUACGAGUUUGUGUCGAAGAUGGACACCGACUUAUGGCUCAACGCACGAGGAUUCUGGGAUCGUUUCCUGUCACCGAGACUUUCGACUGACAGUGCCAGUAGGCUCAUGAAGAGCACAGUCCAGAAGACUGUCAUUGGAGAGCUCUACUACUCAAAGUACUGGGAUCUCGUCUUCCCGCACGGCGCCAUGUACACCGUCACAUGGGAUAUGGUCGAGUUGCUGGCGAAUCUUCAGUACAAGCAUCACGUGGUGACGGGCGAAGACAUGGCCAUAGCGACUCUCAUGCUCAAGGGUCACGAGAAGGCCAAUUUUGUAAACUUUAGGGGCUCAGAAAAGUUCGACUACGACAAUAAAGACGCACGGCACGACGGCACGGCGUGGGCUAGAAAAAAGACGCAUCCGGAUGCCAUUCAGCACGCGCUGGUUGGUAACGAUGCCAUUGCCAUUCAUCAACUCAAGGAUGAGAGCUUAUGGUUCAAGGUGGCGGACUGCUUCGACGAGCAAGGAAUCAGGGACGCGCCGCCAGUGUACCACUCUGGACCGGAGAUGCAGCGGCCCAUGUCGAUGAAGUGGGAUGACUUUUGGUUCUGGAUGGGGGUAUCGGACCGGUACGACGCUAGAUUCGACAGGAUACCAGACUUUUUGUGGACAAAAGAAGAUGGGCAUUGGAUAUGCGAUGGCAUAUGGGACUUGGGAGAGACAAAGACGGGAUAUACGGGAAAGGAGAGCAACUCAUAA